GAGAACUUUUUUUGUCGUUAACACGCCCUUCAUCUGUUGAUGUUACCUAAUAACAAAGCGAACAAAAUAAACAAAUUACUAUUACAUCAUUUGACAGUGUUUUAUCCUUUUCUUAAAUUACAGGAAUACCAGUUUAAUAUUUUUCUACACACGCCUGUCUUUUAUGACAUAGCAGAUCUUACGUACUGCAACUAAUGCAGCAUAAUGUUCUCAGAUAAACGGCGCUACUAAUGAAACGGUCACGUACAAUGACAUACUCCAAGCGUCCAUGAACAUUGCCGUCUCUCUCUCACAGCUCGGUCUAAAGAAAGGAGAGACGGUAGGAAUCUGUUCAGAGACCAGGCUGGAGAACUGGUCUGUGAUCGUCGGAGCAGUCUGCGCUGGAGGUGUGAUGACACCUUUGAGCAUUGGAUAUGUUAAAGAUGAACUGAGACAUGUUAUGAAUAUAUCAAAACCGAAAUAUCUUUUCUGUUCGAAGCAAGCUUACGAUAUUCAUCGAGCUAUUUUCAUGUCGUUAGAUUACGUCGAAAAGAUUAUACUGUUCGGUGAAGAGAGAAUAGACGGUGCAUUACUUUACAACGACCUGGCUACAAUCUCUCCUAAUUCGAUGUUGAAGGAAAAUGUUAAAUAUGAAGAAUUCGAAGUGGUAGAUGUUCAAGGGCAGACUGAUACGGUCUUCAUGAUGUAUUCAUCAGGAACUACGGGAUUACCUAAAGGAGUUUUGCACACUCAUUUAAGUAUAUUAAUAGUGUUCAACAUGUCAUGUUUACUUGAUCCUAAACAAAUAGUUUUAAAUAUAACACCGUGGUACCAUGUUAUGGGCUUAAUGAGCACACUUAUAUAUCUAAGUCAUUGCUGCAAACAUGUCUUUUUACCGAAGUUUGAGAUGGAUUUAUAUUUAAAAACAAUAGAGAAAUACAAGGUGAAUCUUCUAGUAUUGGUACCACCUGUACUGAUGGCUCUCAGCAAGACAUCCUCGCAGUACGACCUCAGCUCUGUUGAGGCGGUAAUGAGCGCGGCUGCUACCCUCAGGAAAGAGACCAUUGAAGCUGUCAACGAAAAAUUCAUAAACUUGAAAGGCAUUUGUCAAGGCUAUGGUAUGACGGAGACUACAUUUGUUGUGACCAUAGACAGUCUCUUCACGGAUGGUACGACCAAACCGGGGAGUGUUGGUAAAGUUGUACCUAAUACUUUGAUAAAGAUCGCAGACGUAACAACCAGAGAGCCUCUUGGGCCAUACGAAAACGGCGAAGUAUGCAUUAAAGGGCCUUUAAUUCUCAAAGAUUAUAUUGGACAUGAGAAAAAUAAUUGUUUGGACAGUGACGGAUUCUUUAGAACUGGCGACGUAGGUUACUAUGACGAAGAGAAAUAUGUGUAUAUUGUCGAUCGAAUGAAGGAAUUAAUUAAAUACAAGGCUUAUCAGGUACCUCCAGCUGAGAUAGAAGCAGUCCUGAUGCAGCACGAGGGAGUCCGUGACGUAGGCGUGGUAGGGCUGCCGCAUCCCGAAGCCGGCGAGCUGCCCGUCGCCUUCGUGGUACUGCAGCCCGGUGCCAGCCCUACCGAGGCAGAACUGCGGCAGUUUGUAGCUGAAAGAUUAUCCAACCCGAAGCAUUUAAGAGGCGGAAUACACUUUGUAACAGAAAUACCGAGGACUGCUAGCGGCAAAAUACUGCGAAAACAUCUCAGGGAAUUGGCAGUUAAUUUACAGUAAACACAAUUGAACAAUAAAUUAUGUUAAUUUAUCUUGGAAUCGCUGUAAUAUGAAUUUAAAUUUUGGGAAAAAUAAAUGUGGGGUUAUUUCUAAAAAACACUGAUUUCAUAGUAGCAUAGUUAAAAUAUACUUAUUGUAAUGGAACUACUUCGUGUGAUGGUACAGUAAAAAAAAAAUACCGAGAUCAGUAAUUUUUAAUAACAAUGUCUGUGUUUUUUUUAAUUUUUAUAUUACAAGGUAGCAAAUGAGCGAGUGAUAAUCUAAACUCGCCGAAAGGCGAAAAGACCGCUGCCCAUAGACAUCCGCCAGUGCAGAUGCGUCGCCUACCCUUAAUUUGCGAAGGAAGGGACUCACAUAAAGUGGAUAUUUAUCCCUUCAAAUUCACU
Molecule: messenger RNA, 2097 nt
Organism: Papilio polytes (common Mormon)
Lineage: Eukaryota; Metazoa; Arthropoda; Insecta; Lepidoptera; Papilionidae
Product: 4-coumarate--CoA ligase 1-like
Exons: 8
Coding region: 269-1711 (480 amino acids)
Biological process (GO): fatty-acyl-CoA biosynthetic process; long-chain fatty acid metabolic process
Molecular function (GO): long-chain fatty acid-CoA ligase activity
Source: RefSeq, a predicted model, not a curated record